Molecule: messenger RNA, 1761 nt
Organism: Linum tenue
Lineage: Eukaryota; Viridiplantae; Streptophyta; Magnoliopsida; Malpighiales; Linaceae
Source: the annotation of a GenBank genome assembly
CCGUUCUACUGGAAAAAGAACCCAGGCACCUGGCUCGCUCUCCGCUUCUCUCUGCUUGUCGUCCUCCACGGUCUUUCUUGCUUCGAGCCUAAGAAAAGCUGCUGCGCCCUGCCGCCUAGGGUUCCGUCGCAGAGCCCCAAAAUAUCUUCAAUCUCCUCGGGAAGUACCCAAUUCGGAUUUGCAUUUCAGCUUGUAAUCUACAAAUGGCUGUCCCUAAGUAAUCUUGAGGAAGAACAGUAAAUCCCUGGAGUGAAAACGCGGGUUGCGAUUUGCUCGAAAAUCUUUGCCCCGCUCUCGAUCUCUUCCCACUUCGGGCCAUGGAGGACGACUCCUUCACUAACCUCCCUACUAGCCACUUGCUUGGCUCGGUGCCCGCUGUGGUCACUGAAGAAAAGAGUCCCAAAAACUAUGAAGUCCCUGAAGCAAGUAUGCAGACGUUCCCUCCAGCUAGUAAUGCACGUGGUGGCGGAGUAGGCAGCAGUAGCAGCAACAGGGGUUAUCAGACCAUGGAAGCUCCUACUGAUGGAGUUGAACAGCAAGGACCACCGACCACUUGGAAGGGGGUAUUUAGUGUCUCAUCAUAUGUACAAUACUUCAAUGUCGAUACCGACAUUGUUGUGAACAGAUUGAUGAGCUCUUUCUAUCCUAUAGGUGGGGAUUUUUUCAGCAAGAUCGACGCCAAUCCAGACUUAUAUGGACUAGUUUGGAUAGCAACGACAUUGGUGUUCCUGCUGUCUGCUCUAGGAAACUGUGCCACCUAUCUCAUUCUGAAACAUGCAGACAGCAGUGCUUCCUGGAGCUUUGAUGUUGGAUAUGUUAAUGCCGCGGCAGUCUCGAUCUAUGGCUAUGCGAUCAUUGUGCCUCUGGGAUUUUACUUCUUGCUUCGGUAUCUUGAAUUGAGUGCAAGCCUGAUACGGUUCUGGUGCAUGUGGGGAUACUCUCUCUUCAUCUUUGUCCCAUGUUCUGUAAGUACCCCGCCUGGUGUCAAUCCACCAUUGGUAUUAUUGUUUUCUCUUACAAAGUUUUACCUUAUCAUCUUGUGCAUGCGGUACUGUAAAUAUUUGCAGGUGCUGCUGGUUAUCCCAGUUGAGUUCCUGAGGUGGUUGAUCAUACUGGGUGCUGGAGUUGAUUCAGCAUGCUUCGUCACUGCAAACCUCAAGACAUUUGUUGGAGGAGGCGAUCUCAAUAUUGUCUUGGUUGCUUCGUUUCUACUGCAACUGGCACUGGCAAUCUUCAUCAAGGCUUGGUUUUUCCCCUGAGCAGGUAACCUCCCCCAUGCAUUACUAGUUUGCAAGUGAUCGGUAGUUUGGGACUUCGAAGUUCGUUCGAUUCAUAUUCUGUUGUGAGCUGUGCCAUAAAAUAGGAGUGAUAGUUGAGUUUGUCCUCUUGGGGCUGACGAGUUGAACUGAAAAAUAUGGGGCUUGUAUGCAUAGUCUGCAGUAAUUCUUAGGAGACGUUGGAUAGGGAGACAAACCCAGAUGAAAGCUUUUCUUUUCAUUUUUUUUCUAGUCCACCCGAACGGAUGUCUUUGUUGGAGUUUGAAUAUUGUGCACAAAUCUGUAAAUACACAAAUCCCUCUAUUUACCGUCUCCGAUGGCUGCUUGCUUUUGUAUGGUUGUACUUUACCAUGAUAUAAUCUGGUUGAUAAUCACACUACACUACUUUGCUGCUUCUAUAUACUGGAUAAUAGAAAUGCAGACCAUGGUGUUUGUCUUUGGAUGUACACUAUAGGGCUGAAGUCUAAUUCUAAACCCGACACUU